Messenger RNA from Bipolaris maydis ATCC 48331, 1438 nucleotides. Its product is annotated as glycoside hydrolase. Gene Ontology annotation, molecular function: hydrolase activity, hydrolyzing O-glycosyl compounds; glycosyltransferase activity. The record is from RefSeq and is a predicted model, not a curated record. Gene Ontology annotation, cellular component: fungal-type cell wall. Lineage: Eukaryota; Fungi; Ascomycota; Dothideomycetes; Pleosporales; Pleosporaceae. Gene Ontology annotation, biological process: fungal-type cell wall organization; carbohydrate metabolic process.
UCGACGGAGCGGCUCCGUUCGGAAACUAGUAUCAUAUCUCAUAUUGCCCUUUCUUACCUCAACUUAAUACGCCUCUUAAUUCCCUUCAUUCUCUGUUCUUUACAUUUACCUUUUUAAUCCAAGUUCGCAUAUAUACUUAUCCGAUAAUGUUGUUUCCUACCUCUCUACUCGUCUUGUCUGGUUUGACCUACUCUGUACUCGGUCAGACACAUACAGACUGUAAUCCUACCAAGAAGUCAUGUCCUGCCGACCCAGCUCUCGACACAUCAUACUACAGCCACGACUUCACCAAGGAAGGCGCCGACGAUGACAACUGGGAAAUGACCGCCUCAGGUGUCUCGUACAGCGAUCAAGGCGCCGAAUUCACAAUCUCCAAGCAAGGCGACCACCCCACCAUCCAGUCCAAAUGGUACAUCUUCUUCGGCUCCGUCUCAUUCCUCAUGCGCGUAGCACCCGGCACCGGCAUCGUCUCCUCGGCCAUCCUCCAAUCUGACGACCUCGACGAAAUCGACUGGGAAUGGCUAGGCGGCCAAGCUGCCGAAGUACAAACCAACUACUUCUCCAAGGGCAACACAGCAACCUACAACCGCAUGGCCAAAGCUGCGAUUCCCUCCGGCAACGCCGAAACCGAGCUCCACAACUACACCAUCUCGUGGACGCAGGACAGCAUGCAGUGGAUCAUCGACGGCGGUGUCGAGCGCGAAGUCAAGUACGCCGACGUAAACUCUGGCUACGGGUACCCGCAGACCCCCAUGAACGUCCGCAUCGGUAUCUGGGCAGGCGGCGACCCGGAUAACUCGGAAGGCACAAUUGAGUGGGCGGGAGGUCUUACGGAUUUCGGAAAGGGGCCUUACUCGAUGGUUUUGGAGAAGGUCGAGGUGAUUAACCAUGCGCCUGCGAAGCAGUACGAAUAUGGCGAUUUGAGCGGAGCAUACGGUAGCAUUGUUGUGGAUACCAAGGGUGACGGAAGCGGUGACAAGAGCAAGUCGAAUGAGUCGUCGUCUUCCUCGUCUGCAUCUGCAUCUGCAUCUGCGUCCGCGUCUGCUUCGGCGUCAAAGUCCAUGACUAAGUCUGUAUCUUCGUCUGCUACCGCCAGCGCUACCUCCUCGGCUACCACAUCCGGUGCUAGCAGCGAGGGUGCGAGCCAUGGAGCCAGCAAGACGGCGGCAGCGGCGGCAGCUGAUCAGGCUGCUAGCACUAGCAGUGCGCUGCCGGAGUCCAAUGGUGCGGGCGUUGAGAGCGUCACGUGGAGAUACGUAGCGCUUAUGGGCGCCGUUGCCGUUGCGUUUGCGAUUUAAAAGAGAGUGAGAAAAAUAGCGAAGCGAUUUGUUUUAUUUGCUGCUGUGAAAUGUAUAUACCUUUGUUUAAUACCCCAGUUGAGCGUUCAGCCGCAUGUUCAGAAGAAAGAAAAAAAAUCAAUAUCGUUUUGAAUUUCUUG